Messenger RNA from Dalotia coriaria, 3715 nucleotides. RefSeq names its product atos homolog protein A-like. Bases 591 to 3038 code for a protein of 815 amino acids. Lineage: Eukaryota; Metazoa; Arthropoda; Insecta; Coleoptera; Staphylinidae. The record is from RefSeq and is a predicted model, not a curated record. The transcript is spliced from 7 exons.
UCUUCUCGCACUCGCACCGCCGCUGAAUCUGUCUGUUUCGCCUCGUGCUGCACGCGCGAUUGCCGCUCGCUGCUAGUUUGACCCACUUUUCGCGAACCUACAUUUACAUCCAUCUAUUCCACACCAACAUUAACAAUUUAUUCUGUGUGUGUGUGUGUGCUCGGUACGCGCGCGGAUUGCGCGAUCCAAGCUUCGGCCCCGUCGACCGAAUCAGUUCUUGCAGCAUUCGCACUCUGAACGGUUCGAGCCCACACGACGAUGGCAACGGUCAAUGCGCGACAAACUGAGAAUCUUUCUGCUGCGAGCCCCAAGUGCGAAGUGCGAAGCUGUCGUUAUAUUGAGGAAUAUAAAAAGUUAUUCAUUGUGAAAAUAAAAAGUUUCGAUUAGAAAGAGAAUUGAUAUUAGAAAACGCGGAAGUUGAUUAAUAAAUAAAUGUGGAAAACAGCGACAUUAUGGCUUUAAAAACUCGUCACUGGGAAGUUGGUCUUGUCAUUAGUGCGGUUUUCUAAAUUGAACCGCUCGCCCGAAAAUACGAGUACUUGAAAAAUUCGUCGUAAGCAGCUGAAGCGCAACAAACAACGGAAACGAAAAUGCACAGUUCAAGUUUCGACGUGGAAACGCAGCGUUUUUGCAGUGGGGACGGCGGCGGUGGCGGCGACGUGCUUGUCGCGCUGACGGCGCUCGUCACCGAAGGCCGCAUCCCCGGCAAAUCGGCAGCGGCCAAGAGCCGCGGCUUCUAUGAGGGCCCGCACUGCUGCAGCGUGCUGAAAAACAGCAAGGAGCAACACGAUUGCAAUCGAAAUGAUGAGUUGUGUCAGAAAUACGAGCAAGUCCGCAACGAAGUGCUAAACCUAUGGCAACGACGCAUCCCCCUCUGCGUGGACGUGCUGCUGUCCAUGGUCUGUCCCUGCGCCAGCGAGGAAACCAGCGGGGGCAGUGAUAAGGACCACCAAAACGAGGAUAUUCUCUUAGAAAAGUGGUAUAUUAGCGUCCUACGCAAUCGAUCGUCUGAUGUCUGCACGUUUAAUUUCAAUCAACUAAUCAACGCCAUCCGCUCACAACUGUACUUUUCGCAAAUCUCCGCCUGGCUGUCGAGUCAGGCAGAAGAGGACAAGGAAGGCGCACGCUUAAAAAUCUCCAGCAACAAUCUGAAAUACAAUCUCACCAUCCCGGGCGAAACCUUCGAGCGCUGCAAGUUCUCGCCAUCCAUCGCCGUCAACACGCACGACUUCCCGCUAGCCGAUAUCGGCAACGGAUAUCAACUCAAAGUAACACUGAAGAGUUUGCCCCGCAUGGCGCCACCCACGCUCGAUUGUAAGCAGUGUGCGGCCGAAGCUAGCGCGCCUGCGCAAACAGAACCAACGCCUGCAAAGAGUGAAGCUACGGAUGAGAUGUUUUUGCUUGACGAUCGAAUGCAUCUGAGUUGCACACUCAAGGGCAAACACCGUUGUGAGGAUGUGGAUGAUUUCGAGUUGCGGAAAGAACAACGCGUGGGGAGUUUCAAGCGAGUCUGCUGUUACGGGGAGGCGUCCACAUCGAAAGCCGCUGCUACUGCGGGAAAUGCGAGCGAAAAACGCAAUUGUAAUCCGCAGGUGGAGCAAUCCCCGAAAACUCCCAAGUUAGACUUUAAGUCAAACGCAGAUCUCAAGAAGCAACAGCACCAAAACGAUGAGGGUGGUGCGCCAGCGGGGGCGAGUCGCAGCGAUGUAUUCUUACAAGCCAUCCUGCGCAGUUGUCGCCUACAAGACGAGCCCAUCUCAAGCACCAGCAGCGGUGAUACUACUAGCACUGCCAGCUGCAAUCCUAGCUGUAGCAGCAGCCCCCGUGAUGUCAAAUGUGUUCAAAGGCUGGGCGAGCUGGGCACCCACCUGCUGAGCGGAUGCGCACGCGCGCUUCAGAAGAGCGUCAGUGAUAUAAAUAGUGAUAAGCAAGCCGACAAACGUGAUAUAGCACCUAGUUGUAGCAAUAGGGGUAGUGGCAAGAUAGCGGUGUACGCGGAUUGUGAUAAUGGCGGCGGACCGGCAGCCACCGCCAACACCGGCACCGCCGGGACGAAGAAAAUGCGAGAUAUUUCCAACCUGCAGUUGGCGGUUGGCGACGACAAGCACAAACACGAAAGCAAUAUCAUCGACAUACCGUCGCCGAACGCGAAGGCAAAGUUCCGCAAGUCGCUGGACAAUGCCGCCAAUAUGGUGUUUCAUGCGCGCACCGGGUUACCACUCACCAGUAGCCCGGCGCCGGUACGCCGCGGGAAGUUCAACUUUGACUUCGAUUCCAGUAUUAAUUCUGUUUCAGAUAUCAAAAGUGCAUUAUUCUCGACAAGUAUUUCAACAGACGACGAUAGUGAAAGCGAUGGCAGUAUUGUCUCACCAUGCAGCCCGGAAACAUACUAUCCGAAGAAGCAGCCGUCGCCUGUUAAGCACUAUCGACGAAGCAAUGCUGCCAAUUUAUUAGGAAGUUUCGAAGAGUCAGUCCUCAAUGGCCGCCUCGAACCGGUGUCCACAGUCCAUGGCUUUACUGCCGAGCUCGGCGCAAGCGGCUCCUUCGUACCGCGUCACCUAGUCGUCCCCGUUACAGUCUUCUUCUACACACUCGGCGACAACGAUAAAGUCUCAUCUCCCUACUUGGGUCAUAUUAACCUAGGCAAAAAAGGGUACAUGGUGCCAAAGACGGGCACGGUCCAAGUGACCCUUUUUAAUCCACUCGGCACCGUGGUGAAGAUGUUCGUCAUUAUGUACGACCUUUCCGACAUGCCGCCCAAUUCGCAGACCUUCAUCCGGCAGCGCACACUGUACAUGCCCGCCGAGUGCACCGACCGCCACCUCGAAGAGUGGGGCCCCAAGUGGCUGCGCUACCUUGUCCACCUGCGCUUCCUCAGCUCCAAGUCGGGGCGCAUAUAUCUGCACAGCGACGUGCGCAUGAUUAUCUUCCGCAAGGCGGAUGUUGACACGGCGACCGCGCACGGCAUUGAUAUGUGCUACGAAUUGCGCAGCUUCACGCACAUGCCCGCCAAUCCGAAGUACUCGCCGCGGAAAUAGUCCGCAGCCGUGCAUCCGCCAUCUUGGUCGACCUCAGAGCCACCUAGCGCACGCCACCACUUAUAUAGCUGUGCUUCUAGCGUUAUUCUCGACUUGGCUUGCUGUUCGUUGUUGUCAAUCAAGUCAAUCUCUAUGUGUCGUCGUAGAUAUCAAUCGGUGGGCAGCGGUCCAACAUUGGAAUCACUUGGAAUGAGAACUUAAUCUAGCGAAAAGAGAAAAAUAUUUAUUGAAUGGCCAUUUAUUUCAAGUUUUCAAUUGUUUAAAUAAUUCGUACGAGUGAUAAAAUAUAGCUACUGUCGGAAUAAGUGAUUACACUUUACAUUAAUCUUACUUUAUUGAUACUAAGUUGUUUUUCGUUCUUUUUCUUUUCUUUAAUGAAUUUAAGUUAUAACUCAACGCGGACGUUAUGAACUUUUCUGGAUGUGAGAUUUAUAAUUUCAAACCUGGAAGAGAAUUCUAUAUUUCUUAGAGAAACAAAGUGAAAUUAUAUAUAUACAAAUAUAUUGAAAACAAACCAGAAACAUAUGGAAGACAAAAUCGCAAAAUGUAUUUAUUGCGCAAUAUUUUUAUUAGAUACCUAAAUAUAUAACACAAUAAUUACGAAAAAAUGAAUUAUGAACAUAUAGUAAUAAAUGUGUGUGGUAGCCAGCAUCAACAUAAAGGACAAAAACUUAAAA